ACUGUUUUAUUCCAUUUAUUAUUAUUUUUAAAUUGUAAAUUACUCCAAUAAUUUAUUUUCCAUUAGAGCUCUAAUCUCUGUUAAAUCGGUAUUUCAUGUGUUGCAUUUAUUGUUGUGUUGUUCCUGCUUCUGAUCGAUGCUUUAAUGGGUUAUAUGUCAUCGGUUUUGGAUUCAGUAUGUCUGCACUGAGUGGAGUCUGGAAUUUUGGUUAGGAGAGAAGACUGGUGCGGAUAUUUGUGCGGAACUAGGGUUUUUUGUGGUGUGACUCGGCCGGGGUUUUACUGAAUUGGGUUUGUCGCGAGGGAGAAGAGUUGAGCAGAGAUUUCGUGGGAAAUUGGGGUUUGUGGGUUUCACUGAAUUGGUUUUGGGGAGAAGAAUGAUUCGGGAAUUGGGGUUUAAUUAGGGGUUUUUUUACUGUGUUUUCACUUCUUGUGAUAAUGGGGAGUACACAGGAGCGAGUUGUGGCGGUUAUUUUGGUUGGAGGGCCUACAAAAGGCACUCGUUUUCGACCCCUAUCUUUGAACAUACCAAAGCCACUCUUUCCCUUGGCUGGGCAGCCAAUGGUACACCACCCUAUUUCAGCCUGCAAAAGGAUACCACAUUUGGUGCAAAUUUAUCUUAUUGGUUUCUAUGAGGAGCGUGAAUUUCUUCUCUAUGUUUCAUCAAUUUCAAAUGAACUUAAAGUUCCAGUCAGAUAUUUAAGAGAAGACAAACCACAUGGGUCCGCUGGUGGCCUGUACAACUUUAGAGAUUUCAUCAUGGAAGACAAUCCGUCAAAUAUCGUUAUGCUGAAUUGUGAUGUUUGUUGCAGUUUUCCUCUUCCAGACUUGCUUGAGGCCCAUAAAAGAUAUGGUGGGAUGGGAACAAUUUUAGUUAGCAAGGUGUCUGCUGAAUCAGCAAACCAGUUUGGUGAGUUAGUGGCAGAUCCAGUCACCAAUGAGUUGUUGCAUUAUGCUGAGAAACCAGAAACUUUUGUCAGUGAUCGAAUAAACUGUGGGGUAUACAUAUUCACUCCUGAUAUUUUUUCUGCCAUUCAGGGUGUUUCCAAUGAACGGAAAGAUAGAGCUACAAUGCGACGUGUAUCCAGUUUUGAGGCUCUCCAAUCUGCAACGAAGACCUUGCCCACAGAUUUUGUUAGACUGGAUCAGGAUAUUCUGUCUCCUCUUGCUGGAAAGAAGCAGUUAUAUACAUACGAGACCCUAGACUUUUGGGAGCAGAUCAAGACUCCAGGAAUGUCCCUGCGAUGCUCUGCUCUGUAUCUCUCCCAAUUCCGUUACACUUAUCCACACCUUCUUGCAAGUGGGGAUGGCACUAAGAGUGCCACAAUUAUUGGUGAUGUUUAUAUUCAUCCCUCAGCAAAAGUGCAUCCACUGGCCAAGAUUGGUCCCAAUGUCUCAAUUUCGGCGAAUGCCCGAAUUGGUGCAGGGGUGAGGCUCAUUUCUUGCAUCAUUCUAGAUGAUGUUGAGGUCAAGGAACAUGCACUCGUCAUACAUUCUAUUGUGGGGUGGAAGUCAUCCAUUGGCCGAUGGUCCCGUGUUGAGGGUGGUGGAGACUACACAGCCAAACUUGGGAUCACAAUUCUUGGGGAGGCUGUUACUGUUGAAGAUGAAGUGGUGGUCAAAAACUGUAUUGUGCUCCCCAAUAAGACCCUCAAUGUGCGUGUACAGGAGGAGAUCAUUCUAUAGCGAUGGUACCACUGGCUAUUCUUUCUUCUUUUCCUGUUAAUUAUGGAAAAUUGUAUUUUGGUUAUCUUUUCUCCCCCCCCU
Amborella trichopoda is the source of this 1766-nucleotide messenger RNA. RefSeq lists its product as uncharacterized. Lineage: Eukaryota; Viridiplantae; Streptophyta; Magnoliopsida; Amborellales; Amborellaceae. The record is from RefSeq and is a predicted model, not a curated record. Gene Ontology annotation, biological process: biosynthetic process.